This is a messenger RNA of Trichoplax adhaerens, 1899 nucleotides long. RefSeq lists its product as uncharacterized. Gene Ontology annotation, biological process: potassium ion transmembrane transport; regulation of membrane potential. NCBI's taxonomy places the organism in Eukaryota, Metazoa, Placozoa, Uniplacotomia, Trichoplacea, Trichoplacidae. Gene Ontology annotation, molecular function: voltage-gated potassium channel activity. The record is from RefSeq and is a predicted model, not a curated record. Gene Ontology annotation, cellular component: membrane. The coding region runs from base 1 to 1899 and encodes 632 amino acids. The transcript is spliced from 9 exons.
AUGCCGCUAGCAACGCGUGGACUGAUCGCUCCACAGAAUAUGUUUUUAGAAGAUCUCAUUGCUAGAUCGAAAAAUCUAGAGAAUUGCUUCGUUUUGGCUAAUGCUAAGCAAGAAGAUAACCCUAUUGUCUACUGUAGCGAUGGCUAUUGCUGUCUAACUGGCUAUCAACGCCAUGAAGUCUUACAUAAGGCCGCCGACUACGAGCAUUUGUAUGGAGAAGAAACUGAUCGUAAAAGUGUAUCAAAAUUGAAAUCUGCUUUUGCAUUAAAGCAAAAAAUACAACAUGAAUUAACUCUUUAUAAGAAAGAUGGAACACCAUUCAUUGCCGCUAUACAGAUUGCACCUGUGAAGAAUGAGGAUCAAGAAGUGAUUAUGUUCCUAAUCACUUUACGCGAUAUUAGUGCUUUAAGGGAAAAUCAAAAUAGAAAGUCAAGACGCUUUUCACUUCUAUCCACAACUAAUAACUAUCACCAUUCUCAUAGUAUGUGUUUGACAAAUAUGGAUACCGAAUUGCCGGAUUAUAAAGAAGAAACUCCUCGAUCACCGACAGGAAUUAUUCUUCAUUACAGCACCACCAAAGUUAUAUGGGAUUGGGUUAUACUAUUUUUUACCUUCUAUACGGCAAUAUUUGUACCCUUUGAAUUGGCAUUCAAUCGUGACUACAGAAAAGAAAUUGGAUUCCUGAUCAUGGAUUGUAUCGUGGACGUUAUCUUUCUGUCUGAUGUUGUUAUCAAUUUUCGUACAACUUAUGUUGACGGCACGGGUCAUAUUGUUUCUCAUCCGCCUUUAAUAGUGAGAAAUUAUAUUACCGGCUGGUUUGUGAUCGAUUUAUUAGCAGCUUUGCCAUAUGAAAUAUUUACACUUGGUGAUGUCUUGCGUUUACUUCGAUUAAGUAGAUUCAUUAGGAAGUUCAAUGAAUAUGUUGAAUACGGAGCGACUAUGAUCGUUUUAUUGAUGUUUACCUAUGUGCUUGUUGCACACUGGCUAGCAUGCAUAUGGUAUAGGAUUGGUUUCGACGAAUGUACUACCUUUGGCUGGUUACAUUCAUUAGCGGAGCAGAGUGGCAUAACUGCCAAAGUAAAUUACACCAGCUGUCAACAAAUCAGCGUUGCAUCAGCAUAUUCAACCUCGUUAUAUUUUACAAUGAGCAGUUUAACUACGGUUGGAUUUGGUAAUGUUUCAGCAAAUACUAUUGGCGAAAAAAUAUUCUCUAUUAUUAUUAUGAUUAUAGGAUCGCUCAUGUCUGCAUUCAUAUUUGGUAAUGUUACUGCAAUCCUGCAAGAACUUUAUUCAAGCACUCAACGCUAUCACGCUAUCCUAAAGGAUAUGAAGCGAUUUAAUCAAGUAUAUAGUCUUCCUAAAGAUUUAAGAAGGCGAGUUGAAGACUAUUUUAUCUCAUCCUGGGCUGCUACAAAGGGUAUUGAUACGAAAGAGAUUCUUAAAUAUUGGCCGAAAGAAAUUCAGGCGGAAAUUAAAAUGCACAUGAACAGAAAAAUCCUACGAGAUGCUACAUGUUUUUCCAAUGCUAGUGAAGGGUGCCUAAGACAGAUGGCUGAACGUUUCGAGAUGCAGCAUACCGGCCCUGGAGAUAUUUUGAUUCAUUCAGGUCAAAGUUUAAAUCAUCUUUAUUUUAUUGCCUGCGGCUCUUUCGAAGUUUACUCAGCAGAUGUUGGAGUAACUUGCAUAUUAACCAAGGGGGAUGUCUUUGGAGAUGACUUUAUUAAGAAUAAAGGGCUUGGAAGAUCGCAUUCCAUGGUUCGCGCAUUAACGUACUGUGAUCUGCACACUAUAUCACGUAUCCAUUUACUAGAAGUUGCUGGCCUAUAUCCAGAAUGGGCGCCUGUAUUUUCAGAGAAUCUUAACCUUACCUGCAGCCUAAGAGAUUCAGGCGUAAGAUAA